UUAAUGGAUAACCAGGAUCUAAGGGUCAUCGUUCUAACGGUCACUGUCCUGGGGUCCUUCCAUAUUUUCUUCGAAACAUUUUCGUUCUCCAUUACAUUUCAAACCAACCUAUGAACCAAAUUUUGAUAGGUUCAUUUUUAGAUACACCUUCGCAGCAGGUAUUUUGAUUCUAUGCAAAUGUAUGCCGACAUAAAAACUUCCGAUAUUACGAUAGGCUCCCCUGUUUCCGUAGUGGUUUGUCCCGCAGGUCAAAGUUCGACACGAAAACUCCAAACCACCGUACGGUCAUAGACAGUCUUCGUCGGACACAAGCCUUACAAAAUGUUCACGUUGGCGGAGGUCGCGGCGACAGUUCGCGACUACGUGGAUCUUCCGACGAUCCUGGUGGCCAUGUCGACCUGCCUGCUGUCCUACCUGUACCUGCAGCGUCACAGAAACCUCCCGCCCGGACCCUGGGCCUGGCCGGUCCUCGGCAACAUCCCGUAUUUGGCUUCGAAAGCGCCUGCCUUUGGCCCAGAUGUCCUGUACGAGCUAUCCCAAAAGCACGGUGACGUCAUGUCCCUUUGGAUCGCGCGGGAACUGCACAUCGUCGUCAGCGGGUACCAGACGAUCCGCGACGUUCUGGUCAGGAGGGCAGAGGACUUUUCCAGCAGGAAAGUUCCUGCAGUGGUUGUCGAUGCCCGCGGGGAUGGGACGUCCACCAAGGCAACUAAAGGCGUUCUGUUCGCCGAGUACGGUCCGGACUGGAGGCAGCAGCGGAGAUUUGCCCUGAAGACCCUCCGAGACUUCGGCGUCGGCAAGCGGAGCCUGGAGGGGAAGAUUUGUGAGGAGGCCGCUGCUAUUAGUCAGGAACUUGUGGCGAAAGACGGCCAGCCGUUCUACAUCAAGCACCUGAUGCAGGAUUCCGUUUCAAACAUCAUCUGCUCCAUCGUGUUCGGGAAGCGGUUCGAGUUUGGCGACCCCGAGUUUUUGUGGCUGAUUGAGGUACUGAACGAUAAUGUAGACGUAAGGCCAGCUGAGGACCUGCUGGCCAACAUUCACCCCGUGCUUCGCCACCUCCCCUUCGGGUCGCCGGAACAAAGGAAACUGGCAAAAAGCACGUCCAAACUCCAGACGUACUGUAGAGGACAGAUAGAGACGCACAGGGAGACCUUUGACCCUAACGACAUCCGUGACUUCAUCGAUGCCUUCCUACUUGAACAGCGACACGCUGGAGGAGACCAGACACAGAAUGGCUUCACGGACAAACAGCUACAGGAGAUAAUCAUGGACCUGUUCCUGGCUGGUACCGAGACCACUGCUACGACCAUGUGCUGGGCUCUGCUGUACAUGCUGCUGUAUCCAGACAUACAGGAAAAGGUGCAUGGAGAAAUCGACUCUGUCCUGGGACAGGCUGUUCCGUCCUACUCCCACCGGGACAAGAUGCCCUACACAACAGCGACCCUAGCGGAAGUACAGCGCAUCAACUCGGCAGUACCGCUCGGCGUUCCGCAUUCCCCCUCCAGAAAAGCUACGCUGAAAGGCUACACCAUCCCCGCCGACGUGUCCAUCCUGUCCAAUAUCUGGUCGGUGCACAUGGACCCUCAGCUGUUCCCGGAGCCACGGACGUUCAACCCCGACAGGUUCCUGGAUCAGGACGGGAACUUCGUCAAACACGAGGCGCUCAUCCCGUUCUCUGUCGGUCCUCGAGUGUGCCUGGGAGAACAGCUGGCCAGGAUGGAGCUUUUCCUGCUGUACGUUUCCUUGAUGCAGCGUUUCACCUUCCAACUGCCAGAGGGCGCCCCUACACCGUCGUCCGUUGGCAACAUGACCGCCCUGAUCAACAUGCCGCACCCUUUUGACCUGUGUGCUGUCUCACGUGGUUAGUGCCAAUACUAGGUUCAAGUUAGAAGAACACGGAAAGGACGAAAAGCAGUACAACGGACAUACCUGAAGACUGUGUAGAAAGCCGCAGGACAGGCGCCUUCUUAUGCAACUGCCUCUUGAUGAGCCUGCUGCAGUUCAAUAUUGAUCUCCACAGAGUGCUAUUUCAAAGAUUGCGUCAUAAGAUUUCUUAAGACAUUUUGGAGGCUGUACCCUAGAUUCAAACACAUUCGUUUUUCGCAUUU
Molecule: messenger RNA, 2108 nt
Organism: Branchiostoma floridae (Florida lancelet)
Lineage: Eukaryota; Metazoa; Chordata; Leptocardii; Amphioxiformes; Branchiostomatidae
Product: cytochrome P450 2U1-like
Exons: 7
Coding region: 322-1866 (514 amino acids)
Biological process (GO): xenobiotic metabolic process
Cellular component (GO): intracellular membrane-bounded organelle; cytoplasm
Molecular function (GO): heme binding; oxidoreductase activity, acting on paired donors, with incorporation or reduction of molecular oxygen, reduced flavin or flavoprotein as one donor, and incorporation of one atom of oxygen; iron ion binding
Source: RefSeq, a predicted model, not a curated record